AUGGAAAUUUGCUCAUCUAAACUUAAUUGGUUGAUACACAUUAAGAAAUUAUUUCAAAAAGAUAGUGUUCUCAACAUUACUGAUCUCAUUAAUUAAUUAAAAGAUGAAACAAUCUUAGAUAUCUCAAAUCCAUAAGAGGAAUUGUUCUCUUUAGAUGAAGUUAUUGAAGAAGUCUAUAAAUUCAAGAAAAAGCGAUUAAAUUAUGAUGAUUUCUUUUAAAUAAUUGGUAAUCUACAUUAAUAGGAUCAUUAAUAGUCAACUUGUGUGAACUCUUUAGCUGAUUCAAUUAAUGAUUUGAGUGACACUAAAGUUAAAUAAGAAAUCAGAAUAUCUUAUAAUGAUCCUACAAAACUAAUAAAAACAUAGUAAAGUUAUAAGGUUACAAGACUAUCAAAAAGUCCUCGAUUAAAAAUAGAAAACCUAUAAGAAGCAUAGAAGAAAUUAUUAGCUAAAAUCACUGAUAUAGAAAAUGAAAUAGAAUAUGUAUAUAUAGUAAAUAUAUUUCAAAGUAGAAAUAAUAGCAUUAAUUGAAGAAACCUCAUUAAUUGUUAAUUAAAGAAUUAACCAAAUAGUUAACGCAAAGUUCUGAUGAAAUUAUUUUAAAUGGGGUGCAAAAUUUCACUUUAUAAGACUUUUAUCUUGUGUUUCAUAAUCUUAAUAAAUCCAUUUUUAAUAUAAAGAUAUUGACAUUUUAAGAGAGAUCUCAAGAAAUAAGAGAAGUUGCUAUGAUAUUUAAAAAUUUACAAGCAUUAAGCAUAAAUAAUUUUUAAAUAAAAACAUUAAAAUUAGAAGAACUUAUAGAAUUAAAAGUUUUAUCUGUAGCUGGAAAUCAAUUAAAAAAUUUAGAAGGUUUACCUCCAAAUUUAAUAGAGCUUUAUGCAUAAAAUAAUUAAAUUUAAUAACUUUCAAACACAAAAUCUCUAAAAAUAUUUAAUAUAUCUGCAAAUAAUCUUUCAUAAUUGAAUCAAUUAACUCACAUAAAUAAAUCAUUAGAAUUUAUUAAUUGCAAUUAUAAUAUUUGUGCAAAUUCCAAAGAUUAUAAAAGAUUAUUAUUUAAAAUUUUUCCAAAUUUAAAAGGUGUUGACAAAGAAGAUUUAUUAUAACAUUCAACAAUACAAUAACCUGGUUUUCAUUAUAAUAAAGACAUUAUGGAUUUUUCCUUUAGUCAAUCCUGA
Molecule: messenger RNA, 1175 nt
Organism: Paramecium pentaurelia
Lineage: Eukaryota; Ciliophora; Oligohymenophorea; Peniculida; Parameciidae
Source: the annotation of a GenBank genome assembly